Messenger RNA from Aspergillus fijiensis CBS 313.89, 1395 nucleotides. RefSeq names its product 1-aminocyclopropane-1-carboxylate deaminase/D-cysteine desulfhydrase. NCBI's taxonomy places the organism in Eukaryota, Fungi, Ascomycota, Eurotiomycetes, Eurotiales, Aspergillaceae. The transcript has a single exon. The record is from RefSeq and is a predicted model, not a curated record. The coding region runs from base 1 to 1395 and encodes 464 amino acids. Gene Ontology annotation, molecular function: D-cysteine desulfhydrase activity.
AUGGCACCCUUAACCCUCCCCCCAGCAUUCGCCCAAAUCCCGCGCCAUUCCCUCCUCUACCCCCACCCAUCCCCAAUCCACCCCCUCCCCGCCCUAACCAAACACCUCCUCCCCAACCCCCGACCUCAAACCCAAAUAACCCUGCACGCCAAACGCGAAGACCAAGCCUCCCCACUGGCCUGCUCCGGCAACAAAUACCGCAAACUCGAAUACCUCAUCCCAGACAUCCUCUCGCCCACCCCGCAAUACGGGGGACUGGGCCCCAGCCCUGAGCGGGGGAGUGCAUGUGCACCGGCACCACCGCCAUCAUCAAGCCCCACCACCACCACCACCACUCCUCAAAAACCAACCCUAAUAACAGAAGGCGCCCUCCAAAGCAACCACACCGUUCAAGUCGCCGCCCUAGCCACCCACCUCAACCUCUCCGCCGUGCUGUGCCUCCACAAAACCACCGGCGGCGGAUGGCGCACCGCGCCGGACCCGCGCGCCUUCGCGCGCACCGGCAACGUCCAGCUCGCGAAGCUCCUCGGCGCAGACGUCAGACUGCUCGACUCGGCGAAUGUGGCUGCCCUCCCAAACCCCCAGGCCAAGAAGGAAGACUCAAACGCCGACGACAACGACCCCAUCGCAUCAAUCAUACACACCCUCCGCACCCGCGAGGGCAAGAUCCCCUACUGGAUCCCCUCGGGAGCCAGCCUGCACCCCCUCGGCGGAUUGGGGUAUGCGCGUUGUGCGUUUGAGAUUGCCGCGCAGGAGGGAGAUGCUCCACAGCACGCCCAAUCUUGGCCGAAGUCACGGUACGACUAUAUCUUCGUCGCCUGCGGCAGCGGAAGUACCCUGGGCGGAUUGAUCGCGGGGUUCAAGCUACUCGAGAAGGUAGAGGGACAACAAUCACAAACAACCGCAGCAGCAGCAGCAGCACGGCAGCAGCAACAGCACCGCCCACCCCGCAAGAUCAUCGGCGUGCUCACGUCGCCCACCAGCCCCAAAGCCUACCACGAGGAGCGCGUGCUGCGGUUCGCGCGGCAGGCGGCCGGGUUGAUUGGGCUGGAUGAUCCGCAACGUGAGAUCACGGCGGCGGAUGUGACGCUCGAGGAGCGGUUCGUGGGUGCCGGGUACGGGGUGCUGGAUGCGGAGACCAAGCAGGCCAUGGACGUGGUGGCGCGCACGGAGGCCGUCGUCCUCGACCCCGUGUACACGGCCAAGGUGGCGCGGGCGAUGAUGCAUUGGGUGGGGUCGGGCGAGUUGGAGGAGGAUUGGCGGCGGCGGAGGGGGAGGGGAAAGUCUGAAACUGGGCCUGGGAAGCUCGCGGAGGAGCCCGGCGACGCGGUGAAUGUGCUGUUCAUACAUACUGGGGGCCAGUCGGCGUUGAGUGCGUAUGCUGAUGCUGAGUGA